AUGGCAGAGAAUGAAGAAGAACAACAAAAACAGUCUUUGACGUCGAAAUCAUCCACCGGAGGAGCUUCACGGCCGACGAUUUCGCUUCCUCCUCGACCGUUUGGGGAAAUGUUUUAUAGCGGUGGCGUUGGAUUUAGUGGAUUCAGUCCUGGUCCCAUGACUCUCGUCUCUAAUAUGUUCUCUGAUCCUGAUGAAUUCAAAUCCUUCUCUCAGCUUGUCGCCGGAGCUAUGGCUUCUCCUGCCGCUGCUGCAGUCGUCGCUGGUGCUCAUCAGACACCUGUAAGCUCUGUCGGUGGUGGCGGUGACAGUCUUCUUGACCCGAGGUUCAAGCAAAACAGACCAACGGGAUUGAUGAUUACACAGCCACCGGGGAUGUUCACCGUGCCUCCGGGACUAAGUCCGGCGACGCUUCUGGAUUCUCCCAGUUUCUUUGGUCUGUUUUCACCCAUUCAGGGAUCAUUUGGUAUGACACACCAACAAGCAUUAGCACAAGUCACUGCACAAGCAGUUCAAGGCAAUAGUAUCCAGAUGCAAUCAGAAUCUUCUACACAACAACAAACUUUAUUGACUGAGGUUCCCUCGUUACCAGCCCCGGCUCAGAGAGAUGACUCUGAAGUAUCCGUCUACGAGCAUCGGUCGCGGCCUCAGAAUGCUGCUGAUAAACCAGCUGAUGAUGGAUACAACUGGCGGAAGUACGGGCAGAAGCAAGUCAAAGGUAGCGAUUUUCCUCGGAGUUAUUACAAGUGUACGAAUCCUGCGUGUCCUGUCAAGAAGAAAGUGGAGAGGUCUGUCGAUGGACAAGUAACGGAAAUCAUUUACAAGGGUCAGCACAAUCAUGAGCCUCCACAAAACAAUAAGCGCGGCAGGGACAAUAACGGGAGUUGUAGCAGUCUCAACAAGACUAAGAGAGACCAGGAAACAAGUCAGGUGACAAUAACGGAGCAGAUGUCUGAAGCAAGUGAUAGCGAGGAAGUUGGUAAUGCAGAAACUAGUUUGGGAGGAACACACGAGGAUGAGCCUGAUCCCAAGAGAAGAAAUACGGAAGUCCGGGUUUCAGAACCGGUUUCUUCAUCGCAUAAUACCGUGACAGAGCCUAGAAUUAUUGUCCAAACGAGGAGUGAAGUUGAUCUGUUAGAUGAUGGAUAUAGAUGGCGCAAGUAUGGUCAGAAAGUAGUCAAAGGGAAUCCUUAUCCAAGGAGCUACUAUAAGUGUACAACACCGGGAUGCGGAGUAAGGAAACAUGUAGAAAGAGCAGCAAAUGACCCGAAAGCUGUUAUAACAACAUAUGAAGGUAAACAUAACCAUGACAUUCCAGCGUCUAGAACCAGCAGCCAUCAGUUAAGACCAAACAACAAUCUCUCGACGGUUAACUUGAACCAACAACAGACCGUUGCGCGUCUAAGGCUUAAAGAAGAGCAAAUCACUUGA
Messenger RNA from Brassica rapa (field mustard), 1428 nucleotides. It is a transcript of the gene WRKY3, whose product is annotated as probable WRKY transcription factor 3. Gene Ontology annotation, molecular function: DNA-binding transcription factor activity; sequence-specific DNA binding. Lineage: Eukaryota; Viridiplantae; Streptophyta; Magnoliopsida; Brassicales; Brassicaceae. Gene Ontology annotation, biological process: regulation of DNA-templated transcription. The record is from RefSeq and is marked provisional.